Arvicanthis niloticus (Nile rat) is the source of this 1671-nucleotide messenger RNA. Its product is annotated as Friend virus susceptibility protein 1. NCBI's taxonomy places the organism in Eukaryota, Metazoa, Chordata, Mammalia, Rodentia, Muridae. Gene Ontology annotation, cellular component: Golgi apparatus. The record is from RefSeq and is a predicted model, not a curated record. Gene Ontology annotation, biological process: response to virus.
ACCCCACACCAGCAACUCCCUAGCGUGCUUAAAGGCCCCGCCAGGGACGAAUUGGAAGUUGGAUCCGAGGCUUGCAGGACUCAGCAUCCGGGUUCUAGAGGAACAAAAGUCUGAAGAUGAAUUUCCUACGAACGCUUUCUGGUUUCUGGAGCUGGCUCUUCAAACCUGAACUUGCCAAGGACUCCCCUGAUAGUGCCGAGGACACUGUUAACCCAUGGCGUGAGCUGCUGGAAAAGGUGAAUGCGGCGGAUCUCCCCGAUUCAGCCUUUUCGAGCGGUAAGGAAUUUAACGACUCUGUGUACAGUACUUUCGAACAUUUCUGGAAGGUUAGGGACUAUGACGCAGUUGGCGAGCUGCUUCUGGCAUCUCUGGAUAAAGUAACAAAGGAAAGGGACCAAUUCAGAGAUGAAAUUUCCCAGCUCCGAAUGCACGUACAUGAUCUAAAGGUUUCUAAGUGUGUCCUGGAGGAGACUCUUCUCUCCUACCGCCGCAGGAUUGAAGUUGGAGAAAAGCAGACUCAAGCCCUCAUUGUGAGAUUAGCUGAUUUACAAUCCCAGGUCUCGGGUCAGCCCGCUCGGAAGGUGUCUGCAGAUAAGGUGAACGCACUGAUUGGCAAAGCAUGGGAUCCUGUAACCUGGGAUGGAGAUGUGUGGGAGGACACCGAUUCUGAAGAGACUGAGAAAGCAGACUUGCCCACUGCCUCGGCCUCUCCACCUUUGUCUGAGGAAAGUGGCUAUGCCUUGUCUAAAGAACAGCAGGACAAAGCUGAGGUUUCUCAGAACCAGUCUCCACCAUCCUUAGUUACUUCUGGACCUGUCACCAUACCCAAGUCUGUGUCUGUCCUUACAAGUCAGAAACAACGCCAUACUAACUCUGAACUCCGAACACUUGCUCAGUCAUAUGGACAAAGGGAAAAUGAACGUGCAGGGGCAUGGAUUUUAAGAGUGUGGGGUAAUGGUGGAAGGCUCACAAUACUGGAUGAGACCGAAUUUCUUUCUUUAGGUGGUUUGAGCCGUGAUAGUGAGUUUAAUGUCAUAGCCCGCACUGUUGAAGAAAACAGUGUGAAGAGUUUGUUUGAAUGGUUGGUUGAGGCAUGGGUCCAAAGAUGGCCUAGUACAAGAAAGCUGGAGGUGCCUGACAAUGUGUUAUGGUAUUCUAUUAAUGAUGGGAUUCAACUCCUCGAGGAACUUGGAAUGAUUGAGUGGCUUUGUGUGAAAGCUGCUUGUCCGCAGUGGAGGGGCCCAGAAGAUGUACACAUCACUAGGGCUGUGAGGAUAACUUUCGUCAGGGCGACUCCAGAGGUUUGGAAGAGCUUUGUAUUUAGCCUUCUCUGUAUAAAGGACCUAACAGUGGGGGCCAUGGCUGCUCAGUUGCAGGACUUGGUAGAAAUAAGUCAAAAGCCAAAAGUGGCUGGGAAGAGAUGAUGGUUUGACUCCCAUGGACCGUAUAGCAGUUGUCUCUCUCCACCUGUGAAUAUCAAAGCAUCAGGUAAAGAGUUUAAAUUCAGAAGGAUGACCUGCAGUGGAGACAUAAAGGACAGAGAUGAUUUCUUUUUUUGUUUUCUUUCAACAUAGAUUCUAGAGCCUGAGGUGGGUUACUUUCCUAUGAGGUCCCUGAAGCCCCACAAACCCAAAAUGAUUAUUGCCACUUGUGCCCUUCCCCCCACAGCCU